AUGCGUUGCUUGGCAGCUCGGGUCAACUACAAGACUUUGAUUGUCAUCUGCGCACUCUUCACUUUGGUCACAGUACUUUUGUGGAAUAAGUGUUCCAGCGACAGAGCGAUCCAGUUUCCACGGCACUCGAGUAGUGGCUUCAGAGUGGAUGCAUUAGAAAAAAGAGCAGCAGCAUCUGAGAGCAACAACUAUGUGAACCACAUGGCCAAGCACUCUGAGGAGGCAUUCCCUCAGGAACAGCAGAAAGCGCCCCCUGUUGUUGGGGGCUUCAAUAGCAAUGGGGGAAGCAAGGUGUUAGGGCUCAAAUAUGAAGAAAUUGACUGUCUCAUAAAUGAUGAACACACAAUUAAAGGGAGACGAGAGGGGAAUGAAGUGUUUCUUCCAUUCACCUGGGUAGAGAAAUAUUUUGACGUUUACGGAAAGGUGGUUCAGUAUGACGGCUAUGAUCGGUUUGAAUUCUCUCAUAGCUAUUCCAAAGUCUAUGCACAGAGAGCCCCUUAUCACCCUGAUGGUGUAUUUAUGUCCUUUGAAGGCUACAAUGUGGAAGUCCGAGACAGAGUCAAGUGCAUAAGUGGGGUUGAAGGUGUACCUCUAUCUACACAAUGGGGACCUCAAGGCUAUUUCUACCCAAUCCAGAUUGCACAGUAUGGGUUAAGUCAUUACAGCAAGAAUCUAACUGAGAAACCCCCUCACAUAGAGGUAUAUGAAACAGCAGAAGACAGGGACAAAAAUAGCAAGCCCAAUGACUGGACCGUGCCAAAGGGCUGCUUUAUGGCUAGUGUGGCUGAUAAGUCUAGAUUCACCAAUGUUAAACAGUUCACUGCUCCGGAAACCAGUGAUGGUGUAUCCUUGCAACUGGGGAACACAAAAGAUUUUAUUAUCUCAUUUGACCUCAAGUUCUUAACAAAUGGAAGUGUGUCUGUGGUUCUGGAGACCACAGAAAAGAAUCAGCUCUUCACUGUACAUUAUGUCUCAAAUACCCAGCUAAUUGCUUUUAAAGAAAGAGACAUAUACUAUGGCAUUGGGCCCAGAACUUCAUGGAGCACAGUUACCAGGGACCUGGUCACUGACCUCCGGAAAGGAGUGGGUCUUUCCAACACAAAAGCUGUCAAGCCAACCAAAAUAAUGCCCAAGAAAGUAGUUAGGUUGAUUGCAAAAGGGAAAGGCUUCCUUGACAACAUUACUAUCUCUACCACAGCCCACAUGGCCGCAUUCUUUGCUGCCAGUGAUUGGUUGGUGAGGAACCAGGAUGAGAAAGGUGGCUGGCCAAUUAUGGUGACCCGUAAGUUAGGGGAAGGGUUCAAGUCUUUAGAGCCAGGGUGGUACUCUGCCAUGGCCCAAGGGCAAGCCAUUUCUACAUUAGUCAGGGCCUAUCUCUUAACAAAAGACCGUAUAUUCCUCAAUUCAGCUUUAAGGGCAACAGCCCCUUACAAAUUUCUAUCAGAGCAGCAUGGAGUUAAAGCUGUGUUUAUGAAUAAACAUGACUGGUAUGAAGAAUAUCCAACCACACCUAGCUCUUUUGUUUUAAAUGGCUUUAUGUAUUCUUUAAUUGGGCUGUAUGACUUAAAAGAAACUGCAGGGGAAAAACUCGGGAAAGAAGCGAGGUCCUUGUAUGAGCGUGGCAUGGAAUCCCUUAAAGCCAUGCUCCCCUUGUACGACACUGGCUCAGGAACCAUCUAUGACCUCCGGCACUUCAUGCUUGGCAUUGCCCCCAACCUGGCCCGCUGGGACUAUCACACCACCCACAUCAAUCAACUGCAGCUACUCAGCACCAUUGAUGAGUCCCCAGUCUUCAAAGAAUUUGUCAAGAGGUGGAAAAGCUACCUUAAAGGCAGCAGGGCAAAGCACAACUAGAGCUCAGAACCAAAAUCAUAUUUCAGCCUCUGCUGUACACAAAAACUACGGGCUCUCUGUCAGCAGAGCAUAGGCACAUUUUAAAAGGUUGUAUACUAGGUUUUUGUGGAUUACAUCAAAGUGAUAAAUGAUCCUUAAAACCAGUCUUCUGAGAUAAUUGCAUUCCAUGAGUUGGGUGUUUAGAAAUGUAGGUGGCAUUUAGAGCAGAAAAGUGUUUAGUCAGUGGGUGAAUGAAAAUGUUUAACUUGGCCUUGCUUAUCACCCUAUACAGAUAGUUCCACAGAUAGUCCAGUCCUCUCGGUUUGGGAAAGACAAUGGUAAGUAGCUCUUACUGGCCAACUGUCCAGCACUUGCCUGCAAGCUUAGUAUGGGGCUCUUUUAAAAUGUGAUUAUUUAUGUUUAUGUUGAAAGCAGACUUUAAAAAAAUAAUGUGCUGUAAUACAGUAAAUAUGUACUUGUAGCCUGAAUAGUGGACUGUGUGCAACUUUAAAAAUGAUGUUUCUUUUCUAUAUAUUAAUUUCUUGGGAGUGAAUGAGUAUUUGUUGCAUUUGUUCAAUUUGUUAUAUAUGGAGAAUAUUUUGAAUUUAUGGUUUUCUUGAAACGUGUAAAUUAAAAACACAACCAGCGUUCAGGCUUCACAGUUAUAUAAUGUAAGCACAACUAAAAUGAAACUUGUUGACUGCACAAGAAAUUACAGAAAUGUUAUCUGUUUUAUGAAACUUGAUCUACAAUCAGUAAAGGUUUGAUAAUCAUUCUAUCCCUCCUCUACCCCCAUUGUGGUGGUUUCUUUUUGUCACUAUCUAGAAUUUUGUAUUUCAUUUCAGACUAUGCUAGAGAGUUUUUUCUAUUUUGGGGGGGCAUUUGGGCAUUUUUAUUAUAAACCUAAAUUUGGGGAGGAGGUAGUAAUUUUGAUAAGUCCACUACCACUGUCUUUUUAAGAUUUUUUUUUCCCCUUUAAAGAAAAUUACUAGGUCAGAUAUUAUAAGGUUUAUAGCAGGUUUUUUUUUUUCUACUUAGAUCAUUCUUGGUCGACAACUUUGCAGGCUAUUGCCUUUUGUGCAUCAGUGUUUUUCCUUUGCAAUUUUAACUUUAAAUUAUUUCAGCUAUUGGGUAAAAGUGAUGCUACUGCAUUAGCUGUACAUGUGUAAUCAGACCUUUAUUUUGGUUUUUACCUCACAUAAAUAGGUAUCAUAGCCCUCAUACCCUGGGUAGUGUCUGCUAUAAGAUUUCAGGCAGUAGGUCAGAACUGAGGGAGGCUGAUUUUGCUGUCUUUGUUUUAGUGUAUGACAAUACACUAAAUCAAUACAAUAACUUAUACAGAAUGGAAAUAUGAGACCCCAUAUUUUCAGGGGACUGAGUCUGACACACACCGUGCAGUGUGUGUGUGACCUGUAUGAAAUGCACAUCAAGAGCCAGGUGGGCACCUGCCUGCACACUACACCUUGAUUGAACUCGGCCUGCCAACACCACUUGGAAACCAGACAAUACAUACAUACAUGUUUCAGUGGCAAGGGGGGCAGGAACGAAGAUCUACAACUGAAGACAAUAUUAAACUG
Lipotes vexillifer (Yangtze River dolphin) is the source of this 3410-nucleotide messenger RNA. RefSeq names its product glucuronic acid epimerase (gene GLCE). The transcript has 3 exons. Gene Ontology annotation, molecular function: heparosan-N-sulfate-glucuronate 5-epimerase activity. The record is from RefSeq and is a predicted model, not a curated record. Gene Ontology annotation, biological process: heparan sulfate proteoglycan biosynthetic process. The coding region runs from base 1 to 1854 and encodes 617 amino acids. NCBI's taxonomy places the organism in Eukaryota, Metazoa, Chordata, Mammalia, Artiodactyla, Lipotidae. Gene Ontology annotation, cellular component: Golgi apparatus.